Thlaspi arvense is the source of this 1755-nucleotide messenger RNA. Lineage: Eukaryota; Viridiplantae; Streptophyta; Magnoliopsida; Brassicales; Brassicaceae. The record is from the annotation of a GenBank genome assembly.
AUGAUCUGUCACGCUUUGAUCAUUCUCUCCGUUCUAGUCUCCGCCGCCUCCGUCGGAGAAGGAUCAACGCCGGCGUACACUCCCACCGAUGUCUUUCUCUUCAACUGCGGCGCUACCGCCGACAGCAUCGACAACGAUGGCCGGAAUUGGGCGGCGGAGAAUCCGGAAAUUCUGUCUUCGGAUUACGCCGACGCGUCGUUCCCUUCGGAAGCAUCGUUCCAAGACUCGGGGGUUCCUCAGGUGCCCUACAUGACUGCUCGGAUUUUCGAAUUCGAUUCCACUUACAGUUUUCCAGUCUCUCCCGGCUGGAAAUUCCUCCGGCUAUACUUUUACCCGAACCGUUACAAAAAUGGUGGUUUCCGUGCCGUCAAUUGUUUAUUCUCCGUCACCGUCAAUGGUUUUACUCUUUUGAACGACUUCACUGCCGAUUUAACGGUAAGGGCUACGAAACCGAAUUCAAAAUCAUUAAUCAAAGAGUUUAUCGUUCCGGUUAAUAACCGGACUCUGAACCUCACCUUCAAGCCGUCUUCGAAUUCGUUUGCUUUCGUUAACGGAAUAGAGAUUGUCUCCAUGCCUGAUCGGCUUUACUCCAAGGGUGGAUUUGACGACAGGAUAACAUACGUCGGUAGCACAGCGGCUUACGAGACAGUUCACUUCAUGAUAGACAACACAACGGCUUUGGAGACCGUUUACCGGUUAAACGUCGGCGGACAAAGCGUGGGCGAUACGGGAAUGUUCCGCCGGUGGGUUUCCGACGAUGAGUUCAUACUCAAUGAAGCUUCGGGACUCAUUACGGUGGGUCCGGCUGUGGAGAUAAACUACACGGAGAAAACUCCGGCGUACGUUGCCCCCGAAGAUGUUUACAAGACGUUCCGCACGAUGGGGAACGUCGAGAACCCUAAACUCAACUUGAAUUUUAACUUGACAUGGCAUUUGAGUGUCGACGCCGGGUUUACCUACCUCGUUAGGCUUCAUUUCUGUGAGACUAUGUUCGAGGUAACCGAACCGGGCCAACGCGUCUUCUCUAUCUUCUUAAGAAACCAGAUGGCUAAGCUUGAAACCGACGUGAUUCACUUGAGUGGUGGUUCUCGGAUUCCGGUGUAUCUUGAUUUCAGUGUAUAUGUUGGUUCCAGUAAUGGCCCAAGACCUGAUCUACGGCUAGACUUGCAUCCUUUCAGCGCCGUGAAGCCAACGUAUCUCGACGCUAUUCUCAAUGGUUUGGAGAUUCUCAAGGUGAAUAAUUCUGAAGGUAACCUCGCUGGACCUAAUCCAGACCAAGAACCUAUGGACUCAAAGGGUAAUCUCGCUAGACCUAAUCCCAACCCAGAAACAUUGGGCGGCAAGUUACAUGUCAGGAUGUUAGCCCUAACAGCUGUUGGUUCUUCGAUUGGUCUGGUGGCUUUCAUUGUUGUCGUCAUGUUGUUGAUACGUCGUAUGAAGAGGAGGAAGAAGAAUAUGAAGGACAAUAGUGUCGUCAUGUUCAAGGAUCUUGAAAAUGGUGAACACACGUGGAUGCUUGGAGAUGAAAUAACCAAAGAAGAAAAAGAGAUUGCAAAGAAGAUGGUCUUGGUGAGUCUAUGGUGUAUUCAACCUUGCCCAUCAGAUCGUCCAUCGAUGAACAGAGUCGUUGAGAUGAUAGAGGGAAGUUUGGAUGCUCUUGAGAUUCCUCGUAAGCCUUCUAUGCAUUUUUCCACAAGGCUUACUCUUGAAUCUUCUUCACUUCCUGAAUCUUCUUCACUUCCUUCACCUUUUUAA